Molecule: messenger RNA, 468 nt
Organism: Miscanthus lutarioriparius
Lineage: Eukaryota; Viridiplantae; Streptophyta; Magnoliopsida; Poales; Poaceae
Source: the annotation of a GenBank genome assembly
AUGGGUCGGCUGUUGCUGGCGAGCCUCCCAGCGACGGGCGCCAUCAUCUACCGCUGCAAGCACUGCGACACCCACCUCGCAUACGACACCGACAUCAUCGCAAGGACGUUCCGGUGCAAGAACGGCAAGGCCUACCUCUUCAACAGGAUCGUGAAUGUGAAUGUUGGUAGCAAGGACGACCGGAUGAUGACGACGGGUCUGCACACCGUCUGCGACAUCUUCUGCGUCGCCUGCGGUGCCAUCCUCGGCUGGAAAUACCUCGUCGCCUUCGACAAGGGCCAGAGGUACAAGGAAGGCAAGUUCAUCCUCGACAGGUCCACCGCCCUCGCCGCUCGUGCUGCUGCUGCUGCUGCUGCUGCUGCUGCUGCUCAUGCUCAUGCUGACCGUGGCCACAACCACCACGCUCGCGUAACAAACUCUGCUGACGACGACGAUCCCAGCGAUGACGAAGAUGACCACCACAUGUGA